This is a messenger RNA of Aspergillus mulundensis, 2526 nucleotides long. Its product is annotated as Het-C domain-containing protein. The transcript is spliced from 4 exons. Bases 1 to 2526 code for a protein of 841 amino acids. Lineage: Eukaryota; Fungi; Ascomycota; Eurotiomycetes; Eurotiales; Aspergillaceae. The record is from RefSeq and is a predicted model, not a curated record.
AUGGGCAUUUCUUUUCAGAAUCUAUGCCUUCUCCUCUUCGUUUUCUUUUCCCUUUCCGGAAAAGCGCAUGCCUUCGGUGCUGGAAAUAUCGCAUCGAUUUCCAAGAUUGAAGGCCAGAACUGGCGCCACGGAGACAUUGAAGACGCGCUUCUAAGCUUGUUCUUGGCCCGCGCUGCUGGAGGUCGGAAGUUCAGCAAGCUUGAUGUCCAGCGUGUUUACUUUGGAAACUGGUUGCGAGACUACAGCCAAGCCGUAGACGUUGGGACUGUGAAAUAUGUCAGCGCCGAAGCUAUCCGGAUCCUUCUAUGGGUUCUUGGGUUUUUGAGUUUUGGAUACGGCACAAAAGAGUUCGAAGUCACAACGGAACGUCUGGGAUGCUAUCAGCCCACUGAACAUAUUGACAAUCCUCUUGGUUAUGCCGAAGGCGAAGAUGCUCGCGACUAUGACCCACGCCUCAGGGGACCGGUUGACGAAGAACGUGAAUUAGCUAUUGAUCCAGAGACAGGCCUCAAGAACUACAUAGCGAAUGAACGCAUGGAAAUUGACACCUCGGCCGCCCUUGUUCGGCGACUAUUUGGCCGUUGCGUUCAACUGGGACGGAGAUACGCCCGAUCCAGGAACGAUGAAGAUCUGCACGAGGCCCUCCGUCUUCUCGGAACCGGCUUACACUGCCUGGAGGAUUACGCUGCCCAUUCCAAUUAUGUUGAGUUGAGUCUCAUCGAGCUGGGUGAAUUUGAAGUGUUCCCCCAUGUUGGUCGCGAUACCCAGGUCGAGAUAGACGGCAAAUCAGUCUACCCCAUUGUGACAGGCACCUUUGGUGGCGUAGACUUUUUCCAUUCGGUUCUGGGUGAAAUCUCCGACAAAGCGACACAGUCCGAAAUUCAAGAGUUGGAAGGCGCUAUCAAUGAAUCUCAAAACGAGUCGCCUUCUGAUAGCUUCCUUCAGAAUCUGCUCAACAAGAUUCCAGAAGGGCUGAUUGGUAACAGCGACGAGAAAGUGGGUAGAAUGGAUGAACUCAAGGCCGAGUCGGAGAGCGCAAAACACCAACAAGUCUCCCCUCGCGAACCAGAAGAGUGGGCUACAUACCUGGACGAUGUCCAAAAGAAAAUCUACCCGGUCCUGGAAUGGCAUGACGACUUGCUGAAAUCUAUCAAUGAGGCCAUCGAAAAGAUCCCAAUAUUACCAGAACUAAUCGAACAAGUCCAGGAGCAAAUAACAGUUGCAGUCUUCUCGAUUCUUGCCCCCUAUGUGCUGCCCAUCCUCCAGCAAGUCAAGGCCGAGCUACAGACUGGAUCAUCCGAAGUCAUCCAGAGCAGCAGAGAUCAACAGCAUGUGGUCUUCAACAACGACUCUUGCAGCAACCCCACUCACUCAAUGCUUUCAAAAGAUCAUUUUUCAAAUGUUCUCAAUGAACCAGCCGGGCGUGUUGCUUCUCAGGUUGUUAAAUGGACCGUGCCGCAGCUGAUGGAGCUGUGGGAUGACGAAGAUGCUGAUAUCGAGCCAACUCUGGAUCGAAUCAUUUCCGGUGUUUUCCACCACCCAGUUUUACGGCAAGACGGUCCCAAGAUUCGCCGCACCAUGUUUGACACUGUAAGAGAAUGGUGGGAAGAAGCCGGCAACGAAAGUCUCCGUGAUCAGCUGUCCCGCGAAGGCGUCCGGGAAGGGAGGAAUCAUAAAGAAGGCGUUCACGAUUCUGGACACGGCUGCGGAAAACCACUUAGCUUACACAAGGGCCCGCAAAAUUUCGGUCCGCCCAACUCCGAAGGAAUGGCGGAAAUAGCUUCAGAAGCCGCGGGUGGGGGAGCUCUUGGUGGCCUUAUUGGGGGCCUUGUGAGCGGCGUCGGUUCGAUGUUGCUAGACUCUGGAAACAAGUCGAGGGACGAUGGCCAGCAAGAGCCUCGGUACGAAGAACGCCAUGAAGAGUACCAUUCGGGUGUCGUCACGGAUUAUCGAAAUCAGAAGCGUUAUGAAUCGCCCAAGGGCAGUGAAGAUUCUGGUAGCGGUCGUCAUCAUCAUCGCAGACAUUCUAGCAAGCACCAUAGCCGUGAGCGUUCCCGCUCCAAAGAGCGUAGCAGUGGCUCUGAUGACGAUGACGACCGCUAUCAGUAUACCCGGCAUGAAAACCGAUACGACGACGGGCAACGCGGGUACGUUCAGCAGGCCUCUGCGGAGUAUACCGAGAGUGGCGGAUAUAGAGCCGAGUACACGCAGUCGAGUUAUCGGUAUGACGACCGCUCAUCGUACCAACAACACGAGUAUUCUCAGGAUAGCACGAGGGGGUUUGCUGCCGGAUACGACUCUGCCGGAUUUGAUGGCCGUUACGGAUCUGCCGGAUCUGACGGCCGUUACGAACCUCGUCCAGAUUAUGAAUCCCGAGGUGGAGGUUCUCAAGAAGGGUACCGAGGUGGGUAUGGUUCUCAGGAGGGUUACUUGCAGGAGGGUUACUUGCAGGAAGAUUACAGGCAGAACUACGGCGGGUACUCGCAAGGCGGAUAUGGUCAGCGUCGUGACGAGGACAGGUACUAA